Molecule: messenger RNA, 984 nt
Organism: Yamadazyma tenuis ATCC 10573
Lineage: Eukaryota; Fungi; Ascomycota; Pichiomycetes; Serinales; Debaryomycetaceae
Cellular component (GO): nucleus
Source: RefSeq, a predicted model, not a curated record
AUGAAAACACUUGUUAAAACCAGUUUACAAUUUGCCAGACUGGUGACCAACAUGUCAGUUCCAUUGAUUUCUGACCCCUUAACAUUCAAUAACGCCAGAAAGAUUAGAGACACCAAUACCGUUUUCUCCAAGCCCAACUUUGUUUCUUUCGAUGCGUUCGGCACCCUAUAUGUCCCAAAGAAACCAGUACAUAUUCAGUACCACGAAAUUGCCUCCGAGCAAUUUGGAAUCGACAAGCUGGCUGAAUCCAUUAAACAAUCUUUUCCUGUCAUCCACAAUCAAUUGCUCCAAGAAUUCCCAAACUAUGGUAAAGACUCUAAAGAAAUCACCUCGACCGACCAAUGGUGGCUGGAGUUGAUUGUUCGUCUUUUUGAUUUGAAGCACUAUUCCCAAGACCAGGAUUCCCUUGAUGUUUGUAAUAGCCUUAUUAACCGGUUCAAGUCAUCGAAAGGGUACCAUUUGUAUGAAGACGUGAUUCCUACACUUUCUAAAUUGAAGGAAAAUGAUAUUACCGUAUUGGUGUCGAGCAACUCGGAUCCUCGUGUCUACGAUAUUCUUGAAAGCUUGGGCCUUGACCAAUACAUAGACAAUGUCUAUAUUUCAUACCACUUGUCCCAUGAGAAGCCUUCAAAAAAAUUCUUUGACUUGGUUGCAAAUUCCCAAAUCUCAAAUAUUGGCUCCUUGCCAGCCGAUAAAAGAUCUUCAUUCUUGGAAAACUGUUGGCAUGUCGGUGAUAGUCACGAUAAGGAUUAUGUGGGCCUGGUGAGAUCCGGCUGGAAUGGAGUACUUAUUGAUAGAGAUGUUAAAAGUGGCUACUUGAAUCACCCAAUGCCUAGUCCUGAAGCUGAGUCUCCAAGUUGUAUGACAGGACCUGCUGGGGAUAUUCGGUUGGGAAAUUCUUCUCGGCCUGCUCAGAUAAUUGCUGAUAAUAGAGUGAUUGUGUCAGAUUUAACUCAGAUAUUGAGUUUGUUUGGUUUAGAUUAG